AUGGCGACACAGCCGGCAGGCCUUCUCCUCUUCGUCGCUGUCCUCCUCGCCGGCGCCGCCACGUCCGCCCGUGGGUUCUACCUCCCUGGCGUCGCCCCGGCCGACUUCCGCAGGAAGGACCCGCUGGCCGUGAAGGUGAGCCAGCUGAGCUCCACCAAGACGCAGCUGCCCUACUCCUACUACUCGCUCCCCUUCUGCCGGCCCCACGCCAUCGUCGACAGCGCCGAGAACCUCGGCGAGCUCCUCCGUGGCGACCGUAUCGAGAAUACCCCUUACGUCUUCGAGAUGAGGGAGCCAAGGAUGUGCCAGAUCGUCUGCAAGACCUCCUUCACCCAGGAAGGGGCCAACGAUGUCAAGGAGAAGAUCGACGACGACUACCGCAUCAACAUGAUCCUCGACAACCUCCCGCUGGUCGUGCCGAUCAACAGGAUGGACAAGGAUGCGCCCACCGUCUACCAGUACGGCGUGCACGUCGGCAUCAAGGGCCAGUACUCCGGGAGCAAGGAGGAGAAGCAUUUCAUCCACAACCACUUGACGUUCCUGGUGAAGUACCACAGGGAUGCCGAGACGGAUUUUGCUAGGAUCGUCGCCUUUGAGGUCAAGCCGUUCAGUGUCAAGCACGAAUAUGAUGGUGACUGGAAGGGGAACGCGACGCGCCUCAAGACCUGCGAUCCGCAUUCUCGGAAGCUCGUUUUGGACUCGGAUUCUCCUCAGGAAGUAGAGGCCAACAAUGACAUCAUCUUCUCCUACGAUGUGAAUUUUGAGGAAAGCGAUAUCAAGUGGUCGUCGCGCUGGGACAGCUACCUCCUGAUGACAGACGACCGGAUCCACCGGUUCUCCAUCGUCAACUCGCUGAUGAUCGUGCUCUUCCUGUCCGGGAUGGUGGCCAUGAUCAUGCUGCGGACGCUGUACCGGGACAUCACCAAGUACAACCAGCUGGACGUGGAGGAGGAUGCGCAGGAGGAGACCGGGUGGAAGCUCGUCCACGGCGACGUCUUCAGGCCCCCUGCAAACGCUGAGCUUCUAUGCGUGUACGUCGGCACGGGCGUCCAGUUCUUCGGGAUGCUGCUUGUGACCCUGCUCUUCGCCAUCCUCGGGCUCCUCUCGCCGUCGAACCGGGGCGGGCUCAUGACGGCCAUGCUCCUGUCGUGGGUCUUCAUGGGGUUGCUCGCGGGGUACUCCUCGGCGCGCCUCUACAAGGUGUUCAAGGGGUCAGAGUGGAAGAAGGUCACCAUCAAGACGGCCACGAUGUUCCCUGGGAUCGUGUUCGCCAUCUUCUUCGUCCUGAACGCGCUCAUAUGGGGCGAGAGGUCCUCUGGAGCCGUGCCGUUCACCACCAUGACUGCGCUGGUGCUCCUCUGGUUCGGCAUCUCCGUGCCGCUGGUCUUCGUCGGGAGCUACCACGGGUCCAAGAAGCACCCGGCCAUGGAGGAUCCGGUGCGGACGAACAAGAUCCCGCGGCCGAUCCCAACGCAGCCGUGGUACAUGCACCCAGCCGUGACGGUGCUGCUCGGCGGCGUGCUGCCCUUCGGGGCGGUCUUCAUCGAGCUCUUCUUCAUCCUCACCUCCAUCUGGCUGCACCAGUUCUACUACAUCUUCGGCUUCUUGUUCCUGGUCUUCGUGAUCCUGGUGGUCACCUGCGCCGAGAUCGCCGUCGUGCUCUGCUACUUCCAGCUCUGCGGCGAGGACUACCGGUGGUGGUGGAGGUCCUACCUGACGGCGGGGUCCUCGGCGGUGUACCUCUUCCUGUACGCCGGCUUCUACUUCUUCACCAAGCUGGACAUCACCAGGGCCGUCUCCGGGGCGCUCUACUUCGGGUACAUGCUCAUCGCCUCCUACGUCUUCUUCGUGCUCACCGGCACCGUCGGCUUCUGCGCCUGCUUCUGGUUCACCAGGCUCAUCUACUCCUCCGUCAAGAUCGAGUAGAAGAAGUUGAAUAGCU
This is a messenger RNA of Lolium rigidum, 1942 nucleotides long. Its product is annotated as transmembrane 9 superfamily member 10-like. Gene Ontology annotation, biological process: protein localization to membrane. Gene Ontology annotation, cellular component: membrane. Lineage: Eukaryota; Viridiplantae; Streptophyta; Magnoliopsida; Poales; Poaceae. The record is from RefSeq and is a predicted model, not a curated record. The coding region runs from base 1 to 1926 and encodes 641 amino acids. The transcript has 7 exons.